AGCUGCUCACAGACGCAGGCGUGUGCGUCCAGGUGAGUUUACAGAUACACACUCAGGUGGUGAAGAUGAAGCGCAGCUGUGCGGUGAAAGGCGAGACCGACCCGCACUUCAACCACAGGAUGACCUUUAAACUCCGGGCGCAGCACUUGGACGAGGCCUGUCUGAGCAUCGAGCUGCAGCAGCCGAACGACGUCCCAUCAGAGCCUCCGGUCCUGCUGGGGGUUCUGGUUCUGGGGCCCUUCAUGUACGCCAGGGGCCAACAGCUGCAGCACUGGAUGGACAUGGUGAACACGCCACAGGAGCCCGUCAAGCUGUGGCACAGACUGAGCAGGGCCACUUAA
Paralichthys olivaceus (Japanese flounder) is the source of this 341-nucleotide messenger RNA. Lineage: Eukaryota; Metazoa; Chordata; Actinopteri; Pleuronectiformes; Paralichthyidae. The record is from RefSeq and is a predicted model, not a curated record.